UCGGCGCACCCAAAGAUCCGCAGCCGCGAUCUGUUAAAGCAAAAAAGACCGACCAGAGCCUUCGCCCACAUACCAAAAGCGGCGAAGGUCGGGCUAGGGUUUUCUCCGCCCUAUACCUCCUCCUCCUCCUUCCCCCUCGUCAUCGUCGUUUUCUUCGCCGUUGUCUUCCUCAGAUCGAUCGAUCGAUCGAUCUCGCCAUGGCGGCUCUGCAGUUCCUCGAGUCGCAGAGGGAGUCGCGUCCGGAGCUCGCCGAGUGGUACAAUGCCCUCGCGGACCUCUACCAGAGGAAGCUAUGGCACCAGCUCACCCUCAAGCUUGAGCAGUUCGUCGCCCUCGCCGUCGUCCAGGCGGGUGAUGUUCUCAUACAGCUAUAUAAUAACUUCAUCUCUGACUUUGAGACAAAGAUCAAUCUUUUGAAGCUUGCCCAUUUCGCUGUGGCAGUUUCACGUCAAUAUUCAGAAAAAGAUUCUGCAAUCAGUUACCUUGAAGGGGUAAUUGAAAAGCUGCAGGCUACUCGGGAGAUGCGGGUUGAAGAGCCUAUUCUAUAUGUGAAGAUGCAAAUAGCCCAAUUCAAUCUUGAAAAAGGGAACCAAAAGGAGUGUAAGAAACUGUUGGAAGAGGGGAAAACUACUUUGGAUAGCAUGACUGAUGUUGAUCCUUCUGUUCAUGCUAGCUACUAUUGGAUAUGUUCUCAGUAUCAUAAAUCUCGUCAAGAGUUCGCAGAGUUCUAUAAGAGUGCUCUUCUUUAUCUGGCAUACACUACUGUGGACUCGCUUUCGGAUUCAUUUAAGCUGGACUUGGCAUUUGAUCUAUCCCUCGCGGCUUUGUUGGGUGACAACAUUUAUAACUUUGGGGAAUUGCUUGCCCAUCCAAUUAUCAAUAGUCUUCUUGGAACUGGAGUGGAGUGGGUCUACCAUAUCCUUCAGGCGUUUAAUACUGGCAACUUAGUUCGCUAUCAAGAACUCUGUCGUGUUCACAAUGCUGCUUUGAGUGCACAGCCCGCUUUGGUACAGAACGAGAGGAAGCUACUUGAAAAAAUUAACAUUCUCUGUCUGAUGGAAAUAAUCUUCAGUCGACCAUCUGAAGACCGUACCAUUCCAUUAACUGUUAUUGCUGAUCGGACUAAGCUAUCCAUUGAAGAUGUUGAAUAUCUUCUUAUGAAGAGCCUCUCUGUUCAUCUCAUUGAGGGCAUAAUUGAUCAAGUAGAGGGCACAGUUCAUGUGUCAUGGGUGCAACCCCGGGUUCUGGGAAUACCACAGAUAAAGUCUCUUCGUGAUCGGCUGGACAAUUGGGUUGGGAAGGUGCGCACAGCGUUGCUAUCAGUCGAAGCGGAGACCCCCGACUUAGUAGCUUCUUGAUGUGCUUCUCCCCCCUUUAUUUUCUGUUCCUCUCAACGCUCCCAACGCAAAGCCUUGUGAUGAGAAGGAAAAAUUGCUGCAACCCUCCUUUGGCUCGUAUUUUCUACUGAUUUGAAAUAUUUAUUUUUUUUGUGUGUGCUCAAAGGAUGCAGCUCGAUGCAGACUGAGGUCUGUAUUAUUCUAAAUUUGUAGACGAGGUUAACAUUUAAGUUGUGAUAGGCUUAAAAUUACGGAACAGGAAGACCUAAUGUUUUAGAUUGGACGGCGAUGUUCUUUUAUUCUAGUUUGAGUUCCAUACAUUUGAUUUGUGAGCCCAAAUGUGUGUUUUUGGACAUUUAUAUGGAAAAAAAUGCUGCUCGUUUUUUUUUCUCGCA
Molecule: messenger RNA, 1732 nt
Organism: Ananas comosus (pineapple)
Lineage: Eukaryota; Viridiplantae; Streptophyta; Magnoliopsida; Poales; Bromeliaceae
Product: 26S proteasome non-ATPase regulatory subunit 13 homolog B-like
Exons: 6
Coding region: 198-1358 (386 amino acids)
Biological process (GO): ubiquitin-dependent protein catabolic process
Cellular component (GO): proteasome regulatory particle, lid subcomplex; cytosol; nucleus
Molecular function (GO): structural molecule activity
Source: RefSeq, a predicted model, not a curated record